Molecule: messenger RNA, 2355 nt
Organism: Verruconis gallopava
Lineage: Eukaryota; Fungi; Ascomycota; Dothideomycetes; Venturiales; Sympoventuriaceae
Product: ribose 5-phosphate isomerase A
Exons: 2
Coding region: 719-1891 (390 amino acids)
Biological process (GO): D-ribose metabolic process; pentose-phosphate shunt, non-oxidative branch
Cellular component (GO): intracellular membrane-bounded organelle
Molecular function (GO): ribose-5-phosphate isomerase activity
Source: RefSeq, a predicted model, not a curated record
AGAAAUGGUUUUCCCAUUCGUCUGCGUUAGCCUCUCUCUCCCACCCAAAAAUCUGCCCGCAUCGUUUUUGCGCUUAUCUGUGGCGUACGCCAUAUUUUUUUUUACUUUGACUACUCCGUAUGCUCGCCUCUCUCUUCUGCCUUCCCGCUGCGAGAUGCACGCCUGUGAAAGUCGUGUGGGAUCGCAUCCGAUGCGUCCACGGCGGCGGGGAUCUUCGGCAGCACGGUCAGCUCUGCAACCAGCGGAACGGUUUGACAUGGCAAUCGCCGCGAAAAGUGCCCCCCUUCCCCUCGGCAGCGCAUUGCGGAAUCGUGCAUCUCAGCGAUCGCAGCAGAUAUCUUGUCUCGGCUGAGCCAACGUGAUCUGGCAGGUGUCGACGGGACUCCCUGCAUCGACAUUGUGGCAAGUUUCCCAGCCUUGCCCGCGUGUCGUGAUUACCAACAUGUGCAAAACCGCGAGGUCGGGUCUGUCAUUGGAUGAAAGCAGUGACACGACGUCUUUUUUUUUAUCUCCUUCUCUCGAGUUUUGCGCACUGGAUUUGCUGACUCAAAUGGUACCUAUGAUGACGAAACCGCGCAGGUCUGGCCCCGCGGGGCCCGCCAACACUCACAACCCCCGCCAAAAAAGAAAAAAAAAAUCGCGAUUCGAAUUGAAAGGUGUUGCGAGAGGUUCGACCAUUACGACCACAUUGCUUCCCCUCCUCGCCGCCUGACGGCACAUGUCCAACAGGAUCUUCAGGUCGCACCGGACGCUAGUAGCUAGAGCAAUCCCUUCUCCGCAGGGUCACGCCAGUUCCAGACCGUGCUGCGCAGUUGGCACCGAGUACCACCUGCUCUCUGCGCUGUUCGCUCCGCGGCCGCAACCGCGACGUCUCAUCUCCGCCGCCGCCGAGCUCAUCGCAGCUGCUGCGUCCAGUUGCCCCACCGCUGCCGCUCGCGGCGUCGUCUCGUCAUCAGCAAUAGAAAACUUUGCCCAAUCGCAAGCUAGACCCGCCGUAUCCUCUGCAGGCGUCCUCUUCCGCAGCAUCUCAGUCAGGAUGGCCUCGACAGACGCCGCCGCCAAGGUCGAGGCGGCAAAGGACCUUGCUGCAAAACGCGCAGUGGCCGAGCACUUUUCACCCUCCUUCAAGUGGGUUGGCAUUGGCUCCGGUACGACCAUCCUGUAUGUCAUCAACGAGAUCAAGCGCGUGCUGGGUGACGACGUGACCAACACGCUGUUCGUGCCCACCGGCUAUCAGUCGCGCUCCGCUAUCGUAGCCGCGGGCCUCGUGCCUGUCGCGUUCGACACUCUCCCAGACAAUGUCGUGCUGGACGUGGCCUUCGACGGUGCAGACGAGGUUGACGACGAGCUGAACUGCAUCAAGGGAGGCGGAGCCUGUCUGUUCCAGGAGAAGCUCGUCGCCGAGCGGGCGAGGAAGUUUGUCUGCGUUGCCGACUACCGCAAACUGCAGCCGCGACUGCUCGCGAACUGGCCCACCAUCCCCAUCGAAGUCGCCCCGAUCGCGACUCAGGCCGUCCUGCACGCGCUCAUCAAGCUCGGCUCCACGGCGCCCAAGGUGCGCGCCGGCCUGCUGGCUAAGACGGGGCCCCUCAAGACGGACCAGGACUUCUUCAUCAUCGACGCGCCCUUCGCGCAGCCGCUGCUCACCAGCUCCGACGUCGCCGCCGGCAAGGGCAAGGGCGACGGCAGCGACGGCACGUGGGAGGUCAGCGCCCUCAGCUCCGCCAUCAAGGCCAUCACCGGCGUGCUUGAGGUCGGCCUCUUCUGCGGCGUCGACGGCAUCACCGCCUUCGCCGAGAAGAAGGGCACCGCCUGCGGUGGCCAAAAGCCCGUCGCCGUCUACUUCGGCAUGCAGGACGGCAGCGUGGAAGUGCGAGCGCGGAAGGAAUAAAUGUUCCUUCCCCCCUCUUCCUUCCCUCUCCCUCCCCGCCAGCCGAGCGCCUGCACGCGCUGCGUGUCGUCCGACAUAGGAGACAGCCUGCGACACCUUAACACUUGUAGACACGAUACCAAUAGACGGCUCAGCUUUGUGGGUAGAUUGUGAUCCUGAAUGAAGGAAAAAGAAAGUGACACGCUUGUAGAAAGACAGGAUGGAAAAAAAAUGGUAAACAAGGGGGCUCGUCAAAGCAUCGCGAUAGCCCUGUGGGCGCUGAAAGGAGCGUUACUUGCGCACGACCCGAGUUGGGGCUUUCCGGGCGAAAAGAUUUAAGAAAUUUGGCCUCCCCUUCGUAAUCUAUCUUGUCUUCGAAAUAAAGCACCGGCAAAAAAAAAAAUUCAAUUUCAAGAUUCCUCUUUUUCUUCCUGCAUGUUACUCGCAUAACGCUCGUGACUGCCAUCGUACAAAAAAAGCCACCC